AUGAGUUGGUUCGCAAGCCUCUUCUCAAACAAAAGCAAUCGCAGCAAUAGCCGCAGGACCAUGACCUCCACCCACGAGGCCUUCAGCCUUCCAACGUCCUCGUCCAACAGAGGUCACCCCGAUGCGUUCAAUGGAGAGGCAUUUGCGUCUACACAGUACGGAAUCCCAGCUUACUCCUACCCUCCCUCGUCCCCGUCGGGCCCCUACUACGAAGUCCCUAAGUCCGCACCCUCUUCCAAGGCCUCUGUGCUCCCCCUCCACCACCCGAUCGUCCCAGCCGGCCACCCGUAUCCCCCGCUCUCGAACACAUGGAACCGGCUCCGGCAGUGGCUCGAGCGCGAGUACCCCGAGCUUGGUGACACCCUCAACUACGGUAUCCUUCCCCAGGACCUCGCGGAUACCGAGAUGGCCUUUGGCUUUGCGCUUCCACAGCCCGUCCGGGAGUCCUUCCUGUGCGACGUGCUCGAGGAGUGGCGCUUCUGGCGCGAGGUCGACGAUGACCCGGCCACGGGCGCGAACGCAGGCCUCCGCGAGCUGAUGGAGUCCAUCCCCGCCGGGUGGGUCCGCCGCGAGUACUCGUGUCGCGGCUGGAUCCCGCUCGUCGCGGACAAGGCGGGCAACUAUCUCGGGAUCGACAUGAACCCGGGCGAGGGCGGCGCGGUCGGGCAGGUCAUCGUGUUCGGGCGUGAUUUCGACACGAAGGUCGUCAUGUGGCGUGGAGACGGCCCCGGGGGGUGGGCCAAGUUCCUCGCUGGGUUCGUGGACGACCUGGAGAAUGGAGAGGGUUAUGAGAUGGGUCCGGGCCACGAGGGGAGCGAAGGCAGCGAAGAUUCCGUUGGAUACAACGACUACUUCUUCAACGGCGUGGGCGGCGGGCAGGGCGACACUGGUGGCGACCUUGGGUCCGGUGGGAUUAAACUGUCUGGAGAGUACAAGGGUUGGAACGUCCUCGAGGCCUGGGCAGACAAGAGCGUACGGCGAUGGAUAGACGCAGGGAUUGUGCCCGAGAAUAUCUUCCAGCAAGGAGAAGGCAUCCGAAAGGCGAUAGAGCCGGUGCUCGUUGCUUCAACAACGGAUAUCGCUACGGGCCAAGUGGUCUCGGUCCCCGUCAUUACCGACGACGAGAAGACGGCACAAGACGAGUCAAGUCUCCCUACUCCCCUCGGUAAUGUUACGAACUUCUCUCAGCCAUCAAGACUACCAUCAAUAUCCGUGACGAAGCCUCCAGCACCCAUGCCUGUCGACCUACCCUCCCCUAGCAACCUCACGCCAGAUGACGAAAGCACGCUCAACUUCCCCCUUCAGAACGAUAUCGAGGGACGUCCCGCUGAGGACCCUAAUAGUGUCCCCCUCACGACAGUGCCCCCACGUGUUGCACGCUCAAGGUCCCCCUCGCCAAAGCUUUCCCUGGUCUCACACGAGCCAACCGCGGGCCCUUCUCAGCCUGUGGGUUCUGUGGUGCUCGAGGACGAUUCUACUGUCCUAGUUGAUGCUACGGAUGCCUCUGCCGACGAAGCGGAGUCAACAAUCCGACUGGUUGGCGCAGGGGGCUUCUCAGGCAACGCGGGCGAAGAGGAUGUUGUACUCGUUGAUGAGCACGAACCUGAAGACGAUCCCACGGCGGAGGUAGCGUCAAUCAAGUCGAUCGACUCCAAGGCUUCGGCCAUCAGCAAGAAGCAGCAUGGGCGGAAGAAAAGCAGCGUGUCGUUAGGACUCAAGAAACUCGGACAGCUCGGUGGCAAGCGGAGAACUGACUCGGUAGUUUCGGUGGAGACCAAGCAGUAG
This is a messenger RNA of Epithele typhae, 1785 nucleotides long. RefSeq lists its product as uncharacterized. Gene Ontology annotation, cellular component: mating projection tip. NCBI's taxonomy places the organism in Eukaryota, Fungi, Basidiomycota, Agaricomycetes, Polyporales, Epitheliaceae. The coding region runs from base 1 to 1785 and encodes 594 amino acids. The record is from RefSeq and is a predicted model, not a curated record. Gene Ontology annotation, biological process: regulation of fungal-type cell wall biogenesis. The transcript is spliced from 5 exons.